AUGAGCAAUCCACCGAGGCCUGCUGGCGACCGUACCCAGUCGACGCAUCCUGCGCUGGACCCCAAUAUCACUCAGGUCCCCGUCACCCCCGCCGCACACAUUGCUGGCCAGGAUGCCUACUUCCAGCCCCAAGUCGAGUCGCAGGAGCCCCCGCUCCCUUUCGACCCCGAAACCGUUACCCCGGGCCCCCAGUGGAAUCCAAACACAUACUUUCCCCCGACCCAGCAGCCCGCCGGCGCGAAGAGCGCAGAGGAGCUGCUCAAACGCCUGAGCCGCAGCGGCGGCGACUUGGCGCAAAAGACCGAUCUGGCCGACGUCGACCCCCAGGCGGCCCAUCCCAACUUGAAUCUGAGCGGCGGCGUCAUCAGCGCGACCUCGUGCGUGCCGUACAACAUUAGCUAUUCGCCGGGUAAUGACUGGGAACUCCGGUCUCGCCGUGGUACUUCUGCUCUUUUCGACUCGUUUUCUUAUCUCGCAUCUUCGUCUUCGCCUUGGAAUCAUACUUUGGUUGGUUGGACCGGCGAGAUCAAGGUCGCUGCGGAUGCGCAGCCCGUUGUUGGCGACAACGGGGCGGGUGCUAAUGGCUCCGCCCCCCUCAACAAGGCCUCUGCACCCAUUCCCGUCGACGCCACGGCCAAGCCCGAGCAGCCGGCUCAGAUUGAGGGGCUUAGCAUUGACCGCGAGCACCGGUCACGCUUGGAGAGACAGCUGGAACGGGACCAUGGUGGGAAGAUCGUUCCCGUUUGGCUCUACGACGAACUCCACGAGGAUGAAGACGUGGUCGUCUUGAAGAACCAGAACAGAUGGCGCAGAUACGCCGAGCAUGAGCUCUACACACUAUUCCACUACAAGACGAACGAGCCCGCUGAUGGCCGUGCGGCGCGCAAGUCCUGGGCGGACUACUACCGCAUGAACAAGAUGUUUGCCGACAAGAUUCUCGAGGUAUACAAGCCAGGCGAUAUCAUCAUGAUCCACGAUUACUAUCUCCUUUUGCUGCCUAGCCUCCUCCGGCAGCGCCUCCCGAAUGUCUACAUUGGCUUCUUCCUCCAUGUUCCUUUCCCUAGCAGCGAAUUUUACCGUUGUCUGAGCCGAAGGAAAGAGAUCUUAGAAGGAGUUCUUGGCGCGAACAUGAUUGGCUUCCAGUCGUACAGCUAUUCUCGCCAUUUCUCCUCCUGCUGUACGCGCAUUCUUGGCUUUGAUUCAUCAUCGGCGGGUGUCGAUGCGUAUGGCGCUCACGUAGCAGUCGACGUUUUCCCCAUUGGCAUUAAUGCUGCGGCGACGCACAAGGUCGCGAUUGAAGAUCCCGUGGUGUCGGAGAAGGUAAAGGGCAUUAAGGAACUUUACGCAGGGAAGAAGCUCAUUGUUGGACGCGAUCGUCUUGAUGCCGUCAGGGGUGUGGCUCAAAAACUGCAAGCAUUUGAGAUAUUCCUUGAGCGUUAUCCCGAGUGGCGCGAAAAGGUUGUCUUGAUUCAGGUUACCAGUCCUAGUAGAAACCAGGAAGAUCGGGACGACCCUGACAACAAGUUCGUCAACAAGAUCUCAGAUCUGGUCGCAAGGAUCAACGGUCAACAUGGAUCCUUGAGUUUCUCUCCGGUUCAGCACUUCCCGCAAUACCUGUCGAAGGAGGAGUAUUUCGCUCUCCUUCGCGUCGCCGAUGUCGGCCUGAUCACAAGUGUCCGUGAUGGCAUGAACACCAUCAGUAUGGAAUACAUUAUCAGCCAAAAGGAGAACCAAGGCCCUCUGAUCCUCUCGGAGUUCUCUGGUACUGCCGGAAGUCUGGCGAGCGCUAUCCACAUUAACCCGUGGGAUCUUAGCGGCGUUGCGGACGCGAUAGAGAAGGCGCUCACCAUGCCCCCUGAAGAGCGUAAGAGCCAGCACGAGAAGCUGUACAAGCAUGUUAUCACCAACAACGUACAAGCUUGGACCAACAUGUACCUCCGCCGUUUGCUGACUAACCUUUCUUCUUUUGAUCAAUCAUUUGCCACUCCUGCUUUGGAUAGGGCAAAGCUGCUUAGCCAGUAUAGGCAAUCGAAGAAGCGCUUGUUCAUGUUCGAUUACGAUGGCACUUUGACGCCGAUCGUCAAGGAUCCCCAGUCAGCUAUUCCCUCUGACCGCGUAAUCCGGACCAUCAAGACGCUGGCUUCGGACCCGGCAAACGCCGUCUGGAUCAUCAGUGGCCGUGAUCAGGCCUUCCUCGAUGAAUGGAUGGGUCACAUUACGGAGCUCGGUCUCAGCGCUGAACAUGGUAGCUUCAUGCGCCACCCAAGGAGCGAGGAAUGGGAGAACCUGACCGAGAAGACGGACAUGAGCUGGCAAUCGGAGGUCAUGCAGGUCUUCCAGCACUACACCGAGAGGACGCAGGGCUCCUUCAUUGAGAGGAAGAAGAUUGCCCUCACCUGGCACUACCGUCGCGCCGAUCCAGAAUACGGCGCGUACCAGGCCCGUGAGUGUCAAAAGCACCUGGAAAGCACCGUCGCGAAGAAGUAUGAUGUCGAGAUCAUGACCGGCAAGGCCAACUUGGAGGUCCGUCCGCGGUUCGUCAACAAGGGCGAGAUUUCCAAGCGUCUCGUGGCGGACUAUGGUGACGAUGCUCCCGAAUUUGUUCUCUGCCUGGGCGACGAUUUCACGGAUGAAGACAUGUUCCGCGCUCUGCGGCGCUCGAAGCUGCCGGACGAUCAUGUCUUUUCGGUCACGGUUGGCGCCAGCUCGAAGCAGACGCUUGCCAGCUGGCACCUGCUGGAGCCGUCAGACGUUAUCUCUGUCGUUGCUUUGCUCAACGGUUCGGCCGAUGCGGGCAACAUUGGUGCCGUGGCAGUGGUUGAUGGCACGGUCCCCGACACCAGGGCUUGA
Messenger RNA from Aplosporella prunicola CBS 121167, 2850 nucleotides. Its product is annotated as glycosyltransferase family 20 protein. Bases 1 to 2850 code for a protein of 949 amino acids. Gene Ontology annotation, cellular component: cytosol; alpha,alpha-trehalose-phosphate synthase complex (UDP-forming). Gene Ontology annotation, molecular function: catalytic activity. The transcript is spliced from 4 exons. Lineage: Eukaryota; Fungi; Ascomycota; Dothideomycetes; Botryosphaeriales; Aplosporellaceae. The record is from RefSeq and is a predicted model, not a curated record. Gene Ontology annotation, biological process: trehalose biosynthetic process; fungal-type cell wall organization; cellular response to heat.